Sinocyclocheilus grahami is the source of this 1463-nucleotide messenger RNA. Its product is annotated as metal transporter CNNM4-like. The transcript is spliced from 2 exons. Lineage: Eukaryota; Metazoa; Chordata; Actinopteri; Cypriniformes; Cyprinidae. Gene Ontology annotation, cellular component: plasma membrane. The coding region runs from base 61 to 1449 and encodes 462 amino acids. Gene Ontology annotation, biological process: magnesium ion homeostasis; magnesium ion transport. Gene Ontology annotation, molecular function: magnesium ion transmembrane transporter activity; sodium ion transmembrane transporter activity. The record is from RefSeq and is a predicted model, not a curated record.
CCGCGCGUGGCAGCGAUGACUUGACGUAAUGUCCAACCUUGCGGAGAGAGCGCAACAAACAUGGCGACAGAGCGGAGUGGACAGGGGUGUCUUCUAACUUUCAUAGUGUUCCUCUGGAGCUCUGUCGGCGGGCGGACGGAGACGUCGAGCCCCGGCUCCAGCAGUCAGAUCCUGGGCAUGCGGCUGGAGAGGAGCGACAAAGCGGCCAGCACGACGGAGGACGGGCUCAUCCAGGUAACGGAGGAGAGCAGCGUCCUGCUCAGGUUUUAUGGGGUGCACCUGAGCCCAGACUCAGCAUCCCACAUCAGGUUCACGGAGUACGUGGAUACGGAGGACAGCGACGCUGACGAAUUAAACAGGACUUGUGAGGAUUUCACCAAAGACCUGAGCAUCAGCACCUUCAUGAACGUGAGCAACAGAGGAACAUCAGGUCUGGUGAGUGUGUAUGUGAAGCCACUGCGUAAGAGUGAACGAGAAAAGACCUACAGUCUAUGUGUCAGGCAGGGUUUGGGAGACAGAUGGGUCCAGCUGGGUGAAAAUGAUGGAAGAUUGUUAGUUGUAGAGGAGAAAGAAUCUCUUCUACCGCUUUGGCUCCAAAUCAUCCUGGUUUCAGGCUUGCUGGUGCUGUCUGGCAUGUUCAGCGGACUCAACCUGGGGCUCAUGGCGUUGGAUCCAAUGGAGCUUCGCAUUGUGCAAAGCUGUGGAACUAAUAAGGAAAAGAAGUAUGCACGCAAAAUCGAACCCAUUCGAAGCAAGGGCAACUAUCUGCUUUGCUCUUUAUUGUUGGGUAAUGUGCUGGUCAACACAACUUUGACGAUCCUGCUAGAUGAUUUGAUUGGGUCGGGGUUGGGAGCCGUGGUGGCAUCUACUGUUGGCAUUGUCAUAUUUGGUGAAAUCGUGCCACAAGCGCUCUGCUCGCGCCACGGUUUGGCCGUAGGCGCCAACACCAUCAUGUUGACCAAGUUUUUCAUGCUCCUGACCUUCCCCUUGUCGUUCCCCGUCAGUAAGCUUUUGGACUACAUUCUCGGGCAGGAAAUCGGCACCGUCUACAACCGCGAGAAGCUGGUGGAGAUGCUGAAGGUCACCGAACCCUACAACGAUCUGGUCAAGGAAGAGCUGAACAUCAUACAAGGUGCUCUGGAACUCAGAACCAAGACGGUUGAGGAUGUGAUGACGCCACUGAGCAACUGCUUCAUGAUUCACACCGACGCCGUGUUGGACUUCAACACCAUGUCUGAGAUCAUGGAAAGCGGCUACACGCGGAUACCCGUGUAUGAUGCCGAGCUCUCCAACAUCGUGGACAUCCUGUACGUCAAAGACCUGGCCUUCGUCGACCCCGACGACUGCACCACGCUUAAAACGGUCACCAAGUUCUACAACCACCCGGUGCAUUUCGUCUUCCACGACACUAAGCUGGAUGCCAUGCUGGAGGAGUUUAAAAAAGGUUAGUGGUUGUGUUUUAU